UACAUAUAGACGUAGUUUUAAUAUUUCAUUCAAAUUAUGCAAAUAUUUAUGAUUUUGGAUGAGCCCUGGUGAGGCACUCCAAAUUUUCGGCAUUGUACUAAAGAACCACCUUAAAAGUGUAAUGCAAAUAUUAUUGCUGUAAUGUUAUGACUUAAAUAUCAUUGAUUUCCUUUCACAUUUAUAUUUUUACUAUAUAGAUAUAUUAGAAAGUAUAAAAAAAAUAUUAUGUAUGUGAAUAAUUAUAACUUUACAGUGGCAAAAAAGAUGUUUUCUCCUAUGAAUGUAUUUUCGCCUAAAUCAUUUCAAGGAAGAAAUUUAACAGGAAUCGUACGUCUUGUACGUGAUUUAGCUGUAGAUAUUCAUGCAAAUAUACAUCAAUGGAACAAUCUUCAUAUCCAAGGAAUUACUUACAUAAAAGAUAUAACACAAGAAAAACAUAAUAAAAAUCAUUCUGAAAUUUUACAAGAUUUAUGUGAUAAGUUAGAAAAUAUUUGUGAUAAUCUGGAUGGAAUAGUUAAAAACUUAGACCAAAUUAAGCAUCAACUAAUAACUAUAUCAGCUUUACAGAAAACUGAAGAUAAAUUGUUUAUAACAUGGCCAAUAACUAAAUUUGAAUACUAGCAGAAAUAUAAUCUUAUCAGAAUAUGAUGACAGAUUGACUGGAGAAAUCGAAUAGAAUCUGCUGUUUUAUAAUUAUUUAAAUAAUACAAUUAUGGAAUUAGAAAUGAAAGGGAAUAAAACGAGCAAACAAGAAAUGUUAACAAUCCUUAAUUGGUAAUUAGUUAAAUUAUUAUAGAAUCAGUCAUAAAAAUAUUGACCAGAGAAGAUCUUUUUGAAGUCUACAUAUCAAGGUUAUCUCUGAUCCAUCGAUGUAAUUGAAACCAAUUACCAAAUUAAAAAAAAAAAAUUAAUAUAACAAUAACUUCAGACAGCAAUCUUAUUUUAAAUAUUAGAUGCUAUGAAUUCUUGUCAGACAAAAAUUAUGGAUUCAGAAUGUACAAAAUUAUGGUACAAUUUUUAAAUCAUUAAAUCUACAUGGACUUUCUUAAUCAUAUUUGCAUAGAACAUAGUUUAUCUUAAUAGUAAAAAGUUACAUAGUUCCUGGUUUAAUUAAUGUAAUAUAUCUAUUAAAAUUUACAUUUGCAGCCUUAUUAAAGUAUGUGUUUAAAGUAAUGUUAUAUAUUUAUGAUGAAAUUAUGAUUGAAAUUUGUCUUUGCAGCUGAAGCAGAGUCAAAUCAAAACGUCCGGUUUAAUAUUGGCAAAUUAAAUGAUAUGAUUAUAUUCUAACAUUUGCUCAUUUUAUUGGCCUUUUCUCUUUCUAAUUUUUUUAAAUUAUUUCUAAAUAUGAGCCAAUAUACUUAUUAAAUGAUUACGAAAUAAGUCAGAUUAGCCUUCGUUUCUAACAAUCUGCUUUCAAUUUAUAUUGGCAGACUUUACUGACAAAAUAAGAACAAUAAAAACAUAAUUAAUUCUUCAAUCUGCUGAUAUUCUACCUGCAAGAUCUAGCAAACUGUUAGAACAUCGCUAACAUUUGUUAGAAAUGUUAUUAAGUCAAUAUAUUGUAAUCAAUACAUAUUUAUACAAAUAAAUUUCCAUUCUUA
Molecule: messenger RNA, 1601 nt
Organism: Wasmannia auropunctata (little fire ant)
Lineage: Eukaryota; Metazoa; Arthropoda; Insecta; Hymenoptera; Formicidae
Product: cyclin-dependent kinase 2-interacting protein-like
Exons: 4
Coding region: 226-621 (131 amino acids)
Source: RefSeq, a predicted model, not a curated record